AUGGAUCCCGAGGGCGCGCAGGCCACUGAUCAGAUGCAAACAGAAUCUUUACCUUCAUGUCCCAACACUGUGUCACCAGUGAGGUUAAACAAUCUGAUCGGCUCUCCAAGGUUCGGAACAGUCACUCCAAAUCGUGUCUUUGUUGGAGGAAUUGAUUUUAAGACUAAUGAAAAUGACCUGAAGAAGUUUUUUGCUCAGUAUGGCAGUGUGACAGAAGUGAAGAUAAUAAAUGACAGAGCUGGAGUAUCAAAGGGGUAUGGCUUUGUUACAUUUGAAACCCAAGAAGAGGCACAGAAGAUUUUACAAGAUGCUAAAAAGCUCAACUAUAAGGAUAAGAAAUUGAAUAUUGGACCAGCAAUAAGAAAACAAGUGCGGAGCCCUAAUGCUCGUUCUGCUGUGACCCCACAAGCUGGUACAAUGUAUGCCACUACUGCUGUAUCACCAGAAGCUGGUACAAUGUACUUGACCACUUCCAGUGGAUAUCCAUAUGUUUACCAUAAUGGAGUGGCUUAUUUUCAUACAUCUGAAGUCUCUCCUGUUCAGCAGCCAUGGCCAUCUCGCUCUGUUUCCAGUUCACCUGUGAUGGUUGCUCCACCUGUCUAUCAGUCUCCUACAUACCAUUAUCAGGCACCAACACAGUGUCUUUCAAGUCAGUGGCAGUGGUCUGUUCCACAGUCUCCUACCUCUUCACCUCCACUCCUGUACCUGCAACCAUCUGAAGUCUUUUAUCAGCCAAUAGGAAUUAACCAGGAAGGUGGAUGUAUAUCUCCACCUCUCCUAAUGGAAGCUGCAGUUCCUGAGCUGUAUUCUGAUCAUGGAGUUCAAACCCUACAUCACCAGCCCUAUGUCCAGAGUCACAUAGCCAUGCCUGCAGCUUCCUUCCUGUGUGGCUGAGAUCCAUCAUCACCAUAGGAGCUAGCAGCUGCCAGUUGUGGCAUUUGGGGAAUUGAGGUCGCAUUCUGUGAGAAGAAAUGUUCUGCAUCAUUCGUC
Molecule: messenger RNA, 990 nt
Organism: Melozone crissalis (California towhee)
Lineage: Eukaryota; Metazoa; Chordata; Aves; Passeriformes; Passerellidae
Gene: BOLL
Product: boule homolog, RNA binding protein
Exons: 12
Coding region: 1-894 (297 amino acids)
Molecular function (GO): RNA binding
Source: RefSeq, a predicted model, not a curated record